Molecule: messenger RNA, 1779 nt
Organism: Fomitopsis serialis
Lineage: Eukaryota; Fungi; Basidiomycota; Agaricomycetes; Polyporales; Fomitopsidaceae
Product: transducin family protein/WD-40 repeat family protein
Exons: 6
Coding region: 1-1779 (592 amino acids)
Biological process (GO): rRNA processing
Cellular component (GO): nucleus
Molecular function (GO): protein binding
Source: RefSeq, a predicted model, not a curated record
AUGAGUAGUCUCAUCUCCUGCGUCUCUUGGUGCGAUUCACAUAGUCUUGGUGUUAGACUAUCAGCUCAUCUCGAUCACAGGGUCAAAAGAGGCGUAGCAGCCCGACACCCAGAGAAAUAUGUCCUGGACGAUAAUGAGCUCGCUAGAGUUAGCGCGCUCGCCCACAUCGAACUGGAAGAUGCGCGAAAAGAAUUGGAGGCCGCACACAAGGCUGCAGGAAUGAUGGGAAGGGGCGCCGAAGGCGAAGAGGCCGACGAUGUAGACGAGGACGAAGACGAGAGUGCCUGGGUCGAUGAAGAUAACGACCAGAUUGACAACGAUGUCAGCAUGGAAGUAGAUGGGCCAAAAAAGCCAUCAAAGCCAGCCAGUGGAGACGAUGAUCUCGCCGAGUACAAUCUGGACGACUACGAUGAGGAUGAUACCAUGCCUGCCACGGGUCCAUUUAGUAAUAUCAAAGGGCUCACAUACUAUCGUAAUAAUGACGAAGAUCCAUACAUUACCUUGAAAGAGGACGAAGAAGACAACGAACGAGAGGAACUCGAAGUCCUGCCUACCGACAAUAUCCUCGUCACUGCCAAAACAGAAGACGAGAUCUCACAACUCGAGAUCUACGUCUACGACGAGUCCGAAGAAAACCUCUACGCACAUCACGACCUCAUGCUCCCCAGUUUCCCCCUCUGCCUCGAAUGGCUUGACUUCCCUCCCGUCACCUCCCCAUCCGCCCAAGCCACUUCCACCUCCCCCGCAAAACAGUUCGGCAGCUACAUCGCCGUUGGCACGAUGGAGCCCGAGAUUGAGAUCUGGUCGCUCGACGUCGUUGAAGCGAUGUACCCCGAUAUGGUAUUGGGCCGCCCGGACAAGACAGCCGCGCACGUACCGACACCGCUCGGGACUGGCAAGAAAAAGCGCAAGAAAACCAAGCACCGCGCGACGUCUGCAGCAUAUCACGUCGAUGCUGUCCUCUCACUGUCCUGGAACCGCACACAUCGGAAUUUGCUGGCGUCCGCCUCUGCGGAUCGCACGGUAAAGCUGUGGGAUCUCAGCCGCGACCCGACGAUCAGUGGCGAGGGUGACGAGGGGCAGGGUGCACUGCGGAGUUUCGACGUGCACAAGGACAAGGUGCAAUCGGUGCAGUGGAACGAGAAGGAGCCGACGGUGCUUCUGACCGGCAGUUAUGACCGGACGGUGAGGACGUUCGACUCAAGAGCGCCAGAUGCAGGAGUUGGCGCGGUGGUCGGAGCAGAUGUCGAGGCGAUCCGAUGGGAUCCAUGGGAGGCUCACGGCUUCUACGUGUCUUUGGAAAAUGGCCUCGUCUUGAACUUUGACGCAAGAACGUUGCCUUCCGACCUAAGCUCUCCCUCGCCUGCUCGCUUCACACUCUCCGCUCACGACGGCGCCGCAUCUGCGCUUGACGUGAAUCCACUCCUACGGGGCUGCAUCGUUACUGGCGGGACCGACAAGAUCGUCAAGGUCUGGAACGUCAACGAGGAUGCUGAUCUGGAGAAGCGGCAAGUCAGCCUCGUCAUCUCUCGCGAUCUCGGCGUGGGCAAGGUGUUCUCGACGUCGUGGUCGCCAGACGACCCGCUCACGCUUGCCGCGGCGGGGUCCCAGGGCAAGCUGCAGGUGUGGGACAUUGGCGCGAACGCCGGCGCGCGAAAAGCCCUGGGCCCUAAGUUGGCCGAAGCGGGCAGGAUGCUGAAGGAGAAGACGGGAGGGGGAAUCGUUGGCGUUGCUAGUGAUGACGAGGACAGCAGCGGGGAUGAGGCUGAUGAUGAGUGA